Molecule: messenger RNA, 671 nt
Organism: Papilio polytes (common Mormon)
Lineage: Eukaryota; Metazoa; Arthropoda; Insecta; Lepidoptera; Papilionidae
Product: probable RNA-binding protein EIF1AD
Exons: 2
Coding region: 191-655 (154 amino acids)
Biological process (GO): translational initiation
Cellular component (GO): nucleus
Molecular function (GO): RNA binding; translation initiation factor activity
Source: RefSeq, a predicted model, not a curated record
UACUAAUAAUAUAGUCUAUGCAACUAAAAAAAAAUGUCAGAUGUCACAAUACAAAAUACAAAAUGUCAUUUGAUUAUUAAACGUCAAAUCGUAGUUACUUUUUAGAGGUUAUAUACAAACAAAAACUAGAGAAAUCUAAAACUUAUUGAAUUCUUACUCAGUUCUUAUUAUCUGUUAUAAAUGAUCUAAAAUGUCUAAAGUUACAAAACGAAAACAUGUGAUGAACGAAGCUCUGUGGGACGAUUACGAAUUACCAAAACAUAAUCAAAGCAUCGUCAAAGUGAUAAAAAGCAAAGGAAACAAUUUACACGAGAUUACAACACCUUCUGGUGAAGAAUAUUUAGUAUCAAUGCCUACAAAGUUUAGGAAAAAUAUCUGGGUGAAAAGAGGUGAUUAUAUCCUUGUCGAACCAAUACUAGAGGGUGAUAAAGUUAAAGCGGAAAUAGUAAAAAUAAUGAACAAGGACUCUAUUAAGUUUUAUAAAGAGAAUAAUGUAUGGCCCAAGGAGUUUGAUGAUGAAAAGAAGAAGCAAGAGACAUUUGAUGAUGAUGAAUUAUUUGUAAACACUAACCGAGUGCAUGUACAGACAUAUCAAAGUGAUAGUGACUCAAGUGACUCAGAAAGUGACAGUGAUGAAAAUGAUAGCAAUAAAUAAAAGUUUUUUUUGUAAA